AUGUUUGUUGGUGGUCGGAAGUCGCGUUCGGGUGCGCCGGACCCGCCCGCACAGCAAGGAGGCCUAGCUGCAGUCUUCAAGCAGUUGGCGACAAAUGUAAUCCCAAUCGUUGUGAAGGAUCCGAAGGCUGUCAAGCUUUUUGUAACACCUCCGCAUCGGAUUGCCAGUAUGGCGCUAUCCGAUGGGCCAGCGCACGUCCCGAUUCUGUGGCACCGUCUUUUGCGGAUGCCAACAGCCCAACUCAAUCUGGUCCUCAAUGAUCGGCGAAUAAUGGCAGGGGAGACGUUGAGAGCAAAGCUAUUGGUUGAUAGUGCCGACCCGGAAACGAUUAUUCACUCCUUGACCGCUGAGGUUGUAGGCGUCGGCCGAACUGGCUGGGUCAACAUCCACACUGAUAAAAUUUUUGAAACGGAGAGGGAAUAUCUGAACACUGGCCAUUUACUUUUAUGCCCUCGAAAUUCACCACUACCCCCUGGAAGGCAUCAAUUUCCGAUCCAGGUCCACAUCCCCGAAGGUGCCCCCUCAAGUUAUGAAAGCCAAUUUGGCGUCAUUCGAUAUCAAAUUAAAGCAUGCUGCGUUGAGGCUUUUCCAUUUGUUGUCCUUUGCCGGUCUUUUUUUGACGAAUUACCUGUAAACCACAUGUCUCCUGUGGAUUAUGCUGAUGAGAUUGAUUUUACCUGUUGCUCCUUACCAUUCGGGACGAUUACGAUAAAAGUAUCAUUACCCAGGACGGCAUACACAAUGGGAGAGGUCGUCGAACCAAUGCUCCGAAUAAAAAACCGAUCAAGAAAGGGUUUAAAAGAUUGCACAAUAACAUUGAUGAUGAAAACACAAUUUGAGGCGAUGAGCAGGUAUGAGCACGUCAACGAGAAAAAGCUCGCCGAGCAAAUUAUUGAGAGUGUAAUUCUGGGUUCUGUUGCAGGAAAGAGUACUGAGGAAUUUGACAAUAUUAGCUUGCGGAUACCAGAUGGCGCCCCGCCAACUCAAAAUUACACAGAUGGGGUUCAAACUAAUAUUAUCACUAUUCACUAUAUUUUGAAAGUAACGGCAACACCAGGAAUCGAAUGCGAAAUGGGAUUAAUUGUCACCUCCAGUGGAUACCGAGAUCCACAAAAGAACGCGUCCUUCCUUUUUCAUACGAAGCGCAACCGAAAAGACCAGAUGAACGGAAACGGGAUCGAAUACGCUUUUAAU
Messenger RNA from Mesorhabditis spiculigera, 1194 nucleotides. The record is from the annotation of a GenBank genome assembly. Lineage: Eukaryota; Metazoa; Nematoda; Chromadorea; Rhabditida; Rhabditidae.